CGCGUGUCGGGUCGCUACCCCACGCGUCGACCAAGAGACGAGCAAGGCUGAGUCCAUUUCACUUUUCUCCAUGGGAAAGCAACGGCAGUUUUUUUGACGACUUCAAAUGAGAGCUGAGCAGUAGGAUAAUGUCUUCUUCCUCGAACCAAAGGGCUGCGACUAUUAGUGACAGGAGGACCACCGCCAGCGGUGAGAAUGUUCUGAGCUCCAAAGCCCGUCUGGCUUCGACUUUGGGAGGAGGAAGCAAAACCGACAGAGAUGGACGACAAUUGCAGUCACCACAGAAUGCGCCCGGUGUCUCGCAGCACAGGCGCAUGCCAUCUGGCUCCCACUCCCAGCGCUCCAGCAGAACAGCAGUAGAAGAGAGACGAACAGAGCGCCACACAGUAACAACCCGCGAGACCAUCUCUUCUCGACCACGAAGCCCAGAACGACGACAAGCACCCCCCGUGGUGCCGACAAGCCGCGCCAGACCCGUCGAUCGCACGAGAUAUGCUACGCCAGAUGUUAAACCGAUACCGAGCAAACCUGAGCCUCAGCAGCUUCCGUGGGACCCUCAAGCGGUUCUGAUACCCCACACCAGCGCGCCAUUGGCGGCUCGAAUCUCGAUCCCCCCCUUGGCGUCCCAGGCACCGCAAUCGUUACAGCCUAGACCUAUGCAGGAGCUGUCGCUCGAUGCGCAGGAGUCGUCUAUUCUGGAAGACCUGCUGUUCGUUUUUAUGGGCUACGAGGGACAGUACAUUCGCUUUGCGCCUUCAUACAAUCCCAGCGCUGAGAAGGAACGGCUUGCUGGUCCGACAUUCAAGAUACACCCGGGAUUGGAUCCGAGUUUGCGGGACCUUACGACGACGAUGCUGAAGAUGGCGACUCAUUAUAUGGCUGUGGAAGCAUUUGUUGAGGUGCAGAGUCGGGAGGAGUUUGGGGCUGUGAACCAUGCUCUUUGCGCGGCGAUACGGAAGCUUUUACAGGAUUAUCUGGUUCUGAUCGCUCAGCUGGAGACGCAGUUCCUCACGAACCCGUCGUUUACUUUACAUGUGCUCAACCUCCAUACUCUGCCUACGAGUCAUAUGAUGUUCCAGGUUUAUUCGUUGGCGCAUGAGAUAUUAAAACGGAACUCCUUGUUAGAAGAGGAUUUGGAGGACUCAGAGGGUGAUUUCGACGACAUAGAAAAUAUUUUGGAGACCCUCCGAGAGGGCGGUGAUCUUGGGCCAGGUAGUAUACCUGGAAAGAAGAUCUGCAAGGGCGGGAAUGUGUUGGGGUUGAUCACAAGGAGGCUGGAAACUAUGUCGGGAGAUCCGGCGGCGAGAACGCUGCUGACUGGUUUGCUGCGAGAUGCAAGCCGACCGUACAUGAUGAUGCUGAACGAGUGGCUUCAUCAUGGAAGCAUAAAAGACCCGCAUGCAGAGUUCUUGGUUAAGGAGCAAAAGAGUAUCAAGCGUGAAAGGCUGGAACAGGACUAUACGGAUGAGUACUGGGAACGGCGAUAUACGGUUCGAGAGCAAGAUGUGCCUCCACAGCUAGAGGCUGUCAAGGAUAAGGUCCUCCUGGCUGGAAAGUAUCUCAAUGUUGUCAGAGAGUGUGGUGGAGUGGAUGUGAGCAAGGCCGUCAAGGACGUCCCAAGGUCAUUCGACGACAAUCGAUUCCUAGACAACGUCAACAGCGCAUACGCACAUGCAAACGAGUCGCUUUUGAGGCUCUUACUCACAACCCAUGCGCUCCCUGCACGCCUGAGGUCGCUGAAGCAUUACUUCUUCUUGGACCAAUCGGAUUUCUUCUCUUACUUCCUUGAAUUGGGAACAUCUGAGCUUCGGAAGCCGGUCAAGGCUGUCAAUACAAGCAAGCUGCAGUCGCUGUUGGAUCUCGUUCUACGCCAGCCUGGCAGUGUUGCUGCUCUUGAUCCUUUCAAGGAGGAUGUCAAGGUUGAGAUGAACGACAUUAGCUUGACAAAUUCGUUGACAAGAGUUGUCAACAUUUCUGGCAUAGAAGAAGGCGAGAAAUUCCAGGCCCCGGCGCAGACGACAGCGGAAACCGAGAAGUCGGCCAUUGGCUAUACAUCUCUUCAACUAGAUUACUCGGUUCCAUUCCCUGUAUCUCUGGUUAUCAGUCGCAAGACAGUGUGGAGAUACCAAGCUUUAUUCCGAUAUCUGCUGUCGCUUCGCUAUCUGGAGCAGCAGCUCGUUUCGAGCUGGCAGACUCACAACCGAGCAACGGUGUGGACUCACAAGAGCUCGCACAGGCCUAUCGAGAUGUGGAAACGAAGGGCCUGGACAUUACGAGCCCGUAUGCUUGUGUUUGUGCAGCAGCUGUUAUACUUCUGCACUGCUGAGGUUAUAGAGCCGAAUUGGCAGGCUCUCAUGGCACGGCUGAAGACCAAGGACGAGAACAAGGAUGACGGCGCGCCAGCGAGUCGCACUGUUGAUGAGCUGAUGCAGGACCACGUUGACUUUCUUGAUACGUGCCUGAAGGAGUGCAUGCUCACUAAUAGCCGGCUAUUGAGGGUGCACUCGAAACUCAUGCAAACGUGCUCCAUGUUCGCCAGCUACACGGCAUGGCUCUCAAGGGAACUGGAGAAGACCGAUACGGACUUGAACGGCCCCAACAAACCCAAUAACAUGAGCAAGAAACAAUGGCAACGCUUCCAAGACGAGCGAAGCGCGCGACACUCCGACUCGACCUCCUCCAACGCUGGAAAAGUCAGCGAGGCCGCCAGACUCGAGAAAAUCAACGAGACGCUCCACAAAUACGAAUACAACUUCAGCAGACAUCUCCAGAUUCUGCUGGAUAGUCUCAACCACUACGCCGCCACCGAGACCGUCGUGCUUCUCGGCCUCUGCGCCAGGCUCAGCACGGCAAACCAGGGAACGCCGUUCAGUGGUCUGAGGACUGAUGAGGAUGGUAUUGCAUGAUCGGCUGUUUUUCUGAAUAAAUAUUGAAAGUAUUGAGCGGCGUUUGGGGAAAAGGUUUAAUGAUAUCCAUGUCUACCAAGAAAGUUUCCUCUUGAUGAAGCGACCUGUGGAGUUUUACAUACCAAGCCAGAAUGGGCAGAUCCGGUGAUGAUAGCUGGAUAGGAGUAGCGUCUCAUUAGAUGUAUAUAAAUGUACUGUACAAUAAAUGCCUCAAUGGCACUCACAAU
Pseudogymnoascus verrucosus is the source of this 3133-nucleotide messenger RNA. RefSeq lists its product as uncharacterized. Lineage: Eukaryota; Fungi; Ascomycota; Leotiomycetes; Thelebolales; Thelebolaceae. Gene Ontology annotation, cellular component: centrosome; mitotic spindle pole body; gamma-tubulin small complex. The transcript has 2 exons. The record is from RefSeq and is a predicted model, not a curated record. Gene Ontology annotation, molecular function: gamma-tubulin binding; microtubule minus-end binding. Gene Ontology annotation, biological process: cytoplasmic microtubule organization; mitotic cell cycle; meiotic cell cycle. The coding region runs from base 129 to 2906 and encodes 925 amino acids.